Salvelinus sp. IW2-2015 is the source of this 703-nucleotide messenger RNA. Its product is annotated as gamma-crystallin M2-like. The record is from RefSeq and is a predicted model, not a curated record. Gene Ontology annotation, biological process: lens development in camera-type eye; visual perception. Gene Ontology annotation, molecular function: structural constituent of eye lens. NCBI's taxonomy places the organism in Eukaryota, Metazoa, Chordata, Actinopteri, Salmoniformes, Salmonidae.
GGGAGGUGAACAAUAACAAUAAAAAAAAUGGGAAAGAUUGUAUUCUUUGAGGAGAAGAACUUCCAAGGUCGUAGUUAUGAGUGCAACAGCGACUGCCCAGACCUGCACUCCUACUUCAGCCGCUGUAACUCCAUCAGGGUGGAGAGCGGCUGCUGGGUGCUGUACGAGCGCCCCAACUACGGAGGCUACCAGUACGUGCUGACCUCUGGGGAGUACCCUGACCACCAGCAGUGGAUGGGCUUCAACGACAACAUCAGAUCCUGUCGCUCUAUUAAAAAUGUCUAUGGAAAUUCCUACAAGAUCAGGUUCUAUGACAGGCCAGAUUUAGCUGGCCAGAUGGCAGAGUGGAGCGAAGACUGCCCAUCGGUCCAUGAAGCCUUCAAGUUCUGUGAAUUCCACUCUGCUGUAGUGAUAGACGGUGCCUGGGUCUUCUAUGAGCUGCCCAACUACAGGGGGCAGCAGUACUUCCUGGAGCGCGGAGAGUACCGUAACUUCACAGACUGGGGCGCCACCUCCCCUGUCGUGGGCUCCUUCCGCAGGAUCACAGAGUUCUAGAAUCCUAAGACUCCUAGUGUUCUAGAGCCCUACGACUACAUCCUUUCCCAUUAACCUCUCUGCCGCUUAUGACACCCACCUCUGUGUGAGAGUGUUACAGGCCAACAAAUAAAACCCUGUCUAAUCCGCACAAACGCUGCUGUCUUCA